AGAGUAGGGAGGAAAGGGGGAGAAGAGUAGGGGUCUCUCAAGAGGGAGGGGAGAGAAAAAAAAGAAAAGAAGAAAAGAAGAUAACAUCUCUUGUGUUGGCUCUCUGGUUGAAGAAGAAGAAGAAGAAGAAGAAGUAGAAGAAGAUUGGGGCAUCGGGUCGACCGGAGAGGUUCAAAUCCGGCGAAAUCGGCGAAGAUCUGAUCGGAUAAUUCGCCGUGUUGUGAAAAGUAGAAUUUUUUUUUUUCGGGAAGAAGAAGAAGAAGAAGAAGAAGGAGAAGGUAAGGAUAGAAUAGAUCUGAUUGGAUGAGAGAGAUCGGAGGAGGAUGGAGAGGAGCCGAGAAGCGAGAAGAGGAAGCAUGGCGGCUCUGAACGGCGGGCUGUCGAGAAGGCGGCAGAGGACCGGCGGCUUAAGAGACUCGCCAGAGGCGGAUGGAGGGAUGGAGAUGGCGGAGACGACGAGGCUGCGGGAGCGGGCGGCGAGGAAAGAGCGAGAUCGGGAUCGGGAGAGGGAGAGAUCGGGGCGGAGCAAGCGGAGGAGAGGGGAGCGGAUGAUGCUCCACGACAGCAACAGGGACGAAGGGGACGACACCUCCGACGACAGCGUAGACGAAGAAGACGACGAGGAGGACACCGUCUCCGCCACCACCGCCGUCCGCCUCCUUCCGCCGCCGCCUCUGCCGCCGAAUAAUCCCCCUUCGAUGGCGCCGUCGUCGGCUGCACACUACCACCACCAUCAACAGCAAAACAAUAACUACCACCAUCUGCAGCAGCAGCAGCAGCAGCAGCAGCUGCUUCUGCUGCAGCGGAAGAGCUUUCCGGCGAAGUCUCCGGCUGUGUGGAAGACCGACGAGAUGAUCGGAGUCCAAGUGCCAAGAAAAGCCCGGUCAGCGUCCACGAAAAGGUCAUCACAUGAGUGGUUGGUUUCAGGUAGUGGAGGCGGCGCCGGCGCCGGCGCCGGCGGCGUCGGAAACGGUGGCGGCGGCGGCGGAGUAGUAGAUCCGUCGCAGAUCCAGCGGCAAGCUUCGCCGUCUCCGUCGCGGAUGAGCCCGGCUUCCACCUCCCAGAUCUCGCCGUCUUCCUCCAACGCCUCGGUUCGCAAGAAGAUGAAGCCCGUGAUCGGAUCGAAGCAACGGCCCCCGAAGAUCGCCAAGCAGGCUUUCAUACAAGAGGAGAUCGAGGUCGCCGAGGUCUUGUUCGGCAUGACCCGGCAGUUCCAGGGCCCUCUGAAGCAGGAGAGCGACGCGGUUGAUUCCAGAGACGCGAACGCCGGCUUCGCCAACGAAUCUAGAUCGGCAGCCUCCCCGCCGAAUACGGCCUCCCCUCAUCCGCCGUCCGCGCAGCAAUCUGUUCUUGGCCCCUCGGAAUCUAGCUCGAAUCCAUCCUCUUUACCCGCCGCCGCCGCUGUUGCUGUGAAGAGGAAACGACCGAGGUUCCUCAAGUGUGAAGAUGAGAGCACCGUGACGACAACGCCGGUCUCAGUUGCUGCUGCGUCGAGCACAGCUGCUUCGUCUGCAGUCAAGAUGGAAGCAGAGCAUCAGGUGAAGUCGGAAGCCGCCUUGCCCAAGUCGGAGAAGAAGGGCGAAUCUUUUGCCCACGAGAACGGCGGCGCCUCGGUCUCGGGGGCCGCAGCUUCUGAGGUUGCGGCCGCCACAGUAGUAGAGAAGCAAGAUUCGGAUGUGAAGGAGAAAGCCCUCCUCGUUCCUGAACUGAAGCUGUCGGGCGGAGAGCCCGACAAGCAAGAUCCGCCGGAGAAACCUAAAGAAGCUGUUGCGCCUGCAAAGGAAGCUCCAUGCAAUGAUUUGGCCGAUCUCGACACCAACCGCAGCAAGACAACUUCGACAAAAAUGUCAGAUUUGAGUACUCCGGCUUCUGACGGCAUCCGGGAGAAGUUCACUAUCGAUCUCAUGGCACCUCCUCCGGGGAAAUUUUCUCCAGAGAGGGAUGGCUCCUGUAAUUUCGAUACAGGGCACGCGGCAUCAGCUACAGAAAUUGACAUGGUAUCGAAGUUAAGCACCGAGAAGAAGGAAGAUAAGGCUCGGAAAGAUGAAGUUUCGUUACAAAGGAAGAAGGUUGAAGAGCUCCCGAGCGAUGAAUUCAACCCAAAGAAGCAGAUUGUCAAGGAGAGAAACCUUGACCUGCAACUUGACUUGGAGCAGCCCGACAGAGACGGCCCGAGCUGCAGUAAAAUGCAAUAUGAUAAGCUUCAAACGAGACCCUCUGAAGCAGAGCCUAAACGAGAUAAAGCCGCUCUCCCCGGGUCUUUGCCUGUCCCAAUGACGGUCGCAGGAUGGCCCGGAAACUUUCCUUCUUUCGGGUAUGUCGGUCAAGUCCCAUCUCUCCCUGCGGUUGUUCCGAUGGAUGCAAACUCACGAUCCUCCAAUAUGUUGCAGCCGCCUGUAUUGAUCUCACCUGAACCGCGCCCAAAGCGAUGUGCGACGCAUUGCUACAUCGCCAAGAGCAUACACUGUCAGCAACAACUUGCGAAGAUGGGUCCAUUCUGGCCUGCUGCAGCUGGCACCGCCGCCCCUUACGGGGCUAAGCCUUACAAUCUCAGUUUGGUGCCGCCCGCAGGCGCUGCUGCUCUGUUUGGAAGCCAAAUGCAGGGGAUGUUUUCAGGGAGGAAUAUGGGGUCUCUUCAAGGUAGUAGAGAGAUUCCCAUGGUCACCGCCAUCUCAGGAAAUCCUUCUAAUGAGAAGAUCUUGGCCGGUAAUAAUGCGAUCGGCGAUCCUGCCCAGAGGAAGGAGCCAGUCCUUCAGCAAGCACCUCAGGGCACAUCAGCACCAAAUAUUCUUCAUGGCCCUGCUUUCAUUCUUCCUCCUCUCAAUCAGCAGCAGCAGGCAGUGGUUGCUGCUGCGGCCGCCGCUUCUGCGGCGAGCCGAGCGGGAGCUACAACAUCGGUUGCUGGAGUUACUAGCGGACCGCCAGCCUCUGGAGCCUCCGCCGCAUCAGUGGCGAGUUCCAAGGCUGGUGGAUCAGCUCCUCCUGUAAAUUUGAGUUUUGCCGGUCUUCGCGCUAAUGAAGCUCAUCAGUAUAUGGCUAUACUACAGAACAACGGAUAUCCUUUUCCUAUACCGCCGCAUGUUGCCGGACCUCCGUCAUACAUCGGAGCAAGUCCGCCUCAAGCAAUGCCUUUCUUCAAUGGGUCUUUCUAUCCUUCCCAAAUGUUGCAUCCCUCGCAACUCCAGUCUCAGCAGCAGCAGCCGAAGCAGCAGCAAGCGCAGGGUCCUCAGCAACCUCAGCAUGUUCAACAAGGCCAUCAGAACACAAGCGCAUCGAGCGUUUCAUCUUCCUCCCAGAAGCACCAACGGCAGUCAUCACAGCACGCUCCUGCAGCUGUUGUUAAUGGUGCUGCUGCGACCUCCCAUGACUUUCUGGCAAACAGCCAGCGGCAUCAGCAGCAGCUCCUUCAGCAGCCUCGGAAGCAGGAGAGUGAGAAGGGCAUCGAGGAUAACCCAUCCGCCGCAGAUAGCAGGGCUCGGCAGGGUCAAAAGAACUUGUAUGGUUACAACUUACCCAUGCCGCCUACUCAUCCUCUGAUGUCUGCCGCUGCUGCCUCAGCUGCAUUGGGGCGUGGCGGCGGUGGGGCCAGUGCCGGUCACAAUGAGAAGCAGACUGUCCAACAGCAGCAGCCGCCACACCCGACCAUGAAAGUGGAUCUCAUGACAUCCCAAGCCAUGACCAUGACCAUGCCCUUUGCUUCACUGAAUGGUGUUGCCGCCGCUCCUGGCCUUGAUUUCUCUUCCGUUGUGCAGAACCAUGCUCUUUUUCAGAGCCUUCCCGAAGCCGCUAGGCAUGCAAUCAACAGUCAGCUAACCGCAACCUUGGCGGCCGCCUCUGCUGAGGCAGCUCAGCAAAAGAAGACCCAGCACCCCGUAUCAGAAGAUAGGAAGGGCCAUCCUGCGAACUCUGACAAUUCGCGAAAAGAUGAUCGGAAAAUGGUGGCCUCCGUCAAAGCGCCGGGCAAUGGAUUGCAGCAUUCCUUCACCUUCUCCAAACCUGAUGCCGCUUCGCAAGUUCCUUCCAUUCGUCUAGAUACUGUAUUAGACAACUCUUCCAAGACCCUGAGCCUGAUUCCUGGUCAGAUGCAUCAUUCGACAAGUACACCGGCAUCUUCUACUGCAGCAGUUGGUGCCGCUAUAAACAUUCCCAACUCGCAGCAGCCUCAGCUGAUGCAGAACCAAAAGCAGCAGCAGCAGCAGCAGCUACAACUGCAGCAGCUGCAGCAGCAGCAACACAUGCAGAUGCAGCAACAGCUUGUUUCAUCCCGAAUGAAGCCCUCCACUUUGAGCAGCAGUCCUGGCGCCUAUACUGAGCGUCUCCCGGCAGGCUCUCCUGGGGGCAAGUUUCCUCAAACUCAAGCUGCCCUGCCCGGCUUCCCUCCAGGAUCAGCCCGAGCAGCUAUGCCUUUUUCUGUUCCUGUCUCUACUCCAAUCUCAAAGAAUAGUAAUCUUCCUCAGCAGCAAAUGAGAGCCUCCCCUUCUCAGCAAACACAGAUAUCUUUUGGUGUGAACUCGAUGAAGGGUGCACCGUCCAGGGCAGCUAGCAAUCCUCCUCCAUCUGCAGCUGCUGCAUCUACCGCUGUUGUUGGCUCUCCCCAAAAUUCUACGUCGAAGGGCAGCGGUGAGAGCUUAGGGGUUUCUACCAGUGCGAAGCCGGGCCAGUCGACUGUAACGUCGCCGCUCCCACAGCAAUCAUCUGUCAAGAGCUCGCCAUCAAAUUCGACUCAGAAGUCAUCCUCGGCAAACAAUCGGAGCCUACCAUCUAUUCUUGGCCAGCCGCAGCUUUCAUCUGCGCCGACUGCAAACACCAAAUCACAACAGCAGCAGCAGCAGCAGCAGUUGCAGAGGCAGCAGCUCUACUUUUCCCCUGGGUACAUGCAACAAUCCAAUGCCGCAGCCGCCGCGUAUUAUCAAAAACGGCCGGCAGAACAGGCAGCACAGACACAGCAGCAGAUGUUGAGACCGGGUUCCAUGGGGCUUCUUGCCCUUUCCCCGUCUUCCCAAGCUUUGACGGGUGCUGUGACUGCAGCUGACCCUGCGAAGUCUACAGCAGCUGCCAACGGCGUCAAGGGAGGAAUGCCACAGCCCGGUUUGCUGCAUGCUCCGGGCAAUCCACAUGCCAUCAUGUCUGCCACCUUCCCUUGUAUGUCCAUGCAACCUGUCUCCAUCAAACCUGCGACCACUGACCAGAAGCCUGCUGCUGAGAAACCGUUGGAGUGCCGCACAAAAUGAACAGUUUGCGAUCCCCGGCGGCAGCCUGAGAAAGAGAGAAGAUGGUAGAGAGAACGAUCGGUGGCGAAGAUGAUGCUGAUGAUAUUGCUGACAUCCUCUUAGCACGGACCUGGCUUGCUGCUUGUAUUUGCACCGGCUUGGAAUGGGGUGACUUCAAUUGAUCCCAUCUCUGUUUUGAUUUUGUGGGAAGGAGAAAAAAAAAAGAAAAAGAAAGCUAAGACUGUUUUAUGUGUAUAAAGAUACUCGGUCUCUCUGGUAGGCAUGGUGAUCAAUUGCUAACAUACCACAAUGAUGGUCUAGUUUAUGUUCUUUCUUUUCUUCUUGUUCCUGGCCCAGAUUUAUUUAAAGGAUAAGGGGGGAGGGACUAUUGCCUUUAUAUUUACCCAUCUAGUCUAGCUGUAUGAUUUGGUGUUUCAUUUGUUUGCAAUCCUCCUCGAAGAAGAGGUAAGAAGAAAAAGAGAAAGCAUCUGCCUUUUUAGUGUUUUUGCUUGAUUUCCUUUGUA
Ananas comosus (pineapple) is the source of this 5734-nucleotide messenger RNA. RefSeq names its product protein TIME FOR COFFEE-like. The record is from RefSeq and is a predicted model, not a curated record. Gene Ontology annotation, cellular component: nucleus. Gene Ontology annotation, biological process: regulation of circadian rhythm. The transcript has 13 exons. The coding region runs from base 324 to 5231 and encodes 1635 amino acids. Lineage: Eukaryota; Viridiplantae; Streptophyta; Magnoliopsida; Poales; Bromeliaceae.